Lactuca sativa (garden lettuce) is the source of this 1350-nucleotide messenger RNA. RefSeq names its product RING/FYVE/PHD zinc finger superfamily protein. The record is from RefSeq and is a predicted model, not a curated record. Gene Ontology annotation, molecular function: zinc ion binding. NCBI's taxonomy places the organism in Eukaryota, Viridiplantae, Streptophyta, Magnoliopsida, Asterales, Asteraceae.
CCCUAUUUUUUCUGCAAUUUUUUUCUCAAUAUCUCAUUAUCAGCACAUACAGAUUGCUACAAUCGUAAUAACUUUUUAUGAUUUUGAUGUUAAUGGAUUGUUGAACACCUGUGCGAGCAUUGAAUUCUUCAUUGCCGUGAUUUGUAUCCAACUGCUACAACCAAUUAUUUUCUUCUGAUUUAAGCGUCACUGUCUUAUGAAAGUUCAAGCUGUUUCUAUUCCUUAUUGUUAAUCUUACUUUGGUCCUCUUUCUGCUAUGCUAUGAGCUGGUAGCCUUCCAAAGAGCAUUUCUAGAUCUACUGGCUGUAUGAUAAUAGGAUAGGUGGAGAGACAUGGCUUAGCGAUGUUAGAAUUAUAUGAGGUUUGGAGUUGCUGUUGAAAUGGUACAUAGGAGAGACCUCUUUGCAAGCUUUACUUUGAUCCAAAUUCCAAGUUUCUCAAGAUGCAAUUAAUGUCAGAUGACAAUCCAAGAGAAGGCUCUUCAGAAACAGAACCCAUCUUAAACGAGUCUAGAAGUGCAGAGGGAGUUGACAACCAUUCAUCUACAUUUGAAAUAAGAACCGAAGGUAGCAGUGAUUGCUCCAUAUCUGUUGAAGAUUCACAAAGUUCCGAUGCCAAUGAAAAUACUAGUCUGGUUGCUUCAGACCAACCACAGUGCCGCAUAUGCCUUGAUACAGAAGGAGAUGAUUUGAUUGCACCAUGUCAUUGUAGAGGCACUCAGAAAUAUGUCCACAGGUCAUGUCUAGACAAUUGGAGGUCAACCAGGGAAGGAUUUGCUUUCUCUCAUUGCACAGAAUGUAGGGCAGUGUUUAUACUGCGUGCAAAUGUCCCUCCUGAUAGAUGGUGGUUGAGAUUGAAAUUUCAGUUGCUGGUUGCUAGAGAUCAUGCAUUCAUUUUUGUCAUUGUUCAACUCAUUGUGGCGUUCUUAGGUGUGUUGGUGUACAAAUUUUAUGGAGAUGAACUGAGAGAAAUGUUUGGAUAUGAAGAGCAUCCUUAUGGGUUUUAUACCAUGGCUGUGUUAGCAAUUGUUUUGGUGGGGUUGCUGUAUGGGUUUUUUAUAGCCAUAAUAUGUGGACAACGAAUCAAUGAGCGCCACUAUCACAUUCUUGCCAAACAAGAACUCACAAAGGAGUACAUUGUUGAAGACAGAGAAGUGAACAAGGGUGUUACUGAACUUGACCCCAGUCAUAUCACAGAGCUAAGAAUGUUGGGUCUGUAUUGAACAUUUGUAUAUUCAUAUAUGAGAUUUCAGAGAGAGAGAGUAUCAUUAUGUUGUGUUUGUUGUACAUUUAUUUUCACACGUACAACACAUGAUUAUUGAUUAAUUUAUAUUUGUUUGGUGUGGGGGAA